CAGACAACAACAUCGCGCACACACGACACGGAAAAGGGACUGACUGUGCCAAACGGGCGAGAGAAUAGGACGAUCGCGGAAUCACGGCGCGCGGUGCGGUGAAUCCUGCGGAACAUUUAAGGACACGGACUUCGGAGUGUGGACGCGCGCGCGUCGCCAGUGGACUGUGAAGUCCUGAACCGUGUGAUCGAUUUGCAUAAAUGAAACCAUUAGACGCCGUGUGUGGUGGCAUGUAACGUGUGUGUGCCGUGACUGGUCGGGUGAAUGAACAGUUUUUGCCAAGUUUAAAGUACACCGAAGGAGCAACCUGCCUUCCUAUACAGUGAAUGAGUGAGGGAGGAAGCAAUUUGAAGGCUAAUUUUCUCGUCAACACGCGAAGACGGCGGAAAAGUUGCAAAUCGCCAAAUUGACCAUCGGCAAAUUUGUGCCCACUGAAGUUUUCCUCGAAGGAAAUCGAUUUCGACUAGAAGAACCAUCAAGAGUGUAGUGUGGUUGGGAGAUUCGAGCGACCCGAUAGUGGCCCAAUCCGUAAUCGAGGUCGGGUCAGGAUUUAUUCGGUUCGGUCCGUGGUUUUAUGGUUUUUCAUUAAUUUUCCCUGUGUUUUAUUGGCAUUUCGGUUGGCCACGUGACUCAGUGCGUGUGUUUCGUGAUCAGUUUCGUGCGUGUAGAAAUCAGUGAAAAGUGUGGCUCCACCACCGGCGGCGGCCGAGCGAGAAUAGAGAAAUGAUAAAUAAUUCUAAUUAGGAUAUAAAUGUUGUUGGUGUGAUCCAAGCGAAGGGGCGCCCAAAAUAAGUUGUACGAAUUCUAAUUAGCAGAGUGUAUGCCGAUUGUGCCGGAGAACUGAUCCUGAAGUCCCCUGCCCGCCAAACGUUCGUGAUAUGGUUGAUAUCGAGUUAAUGAUGCCAGGUACGAAGAGUAAGGCCUUUCCCGAGGGGCAAAACAAAUCACUAUAGAUUAUAAAGUUAAUGUCGCGAAUAAUGACGUACGACGGCUUCGGUGGUCGGUGCCAGCGAUAACGACCAGUAAGAGAACUCGCCUCUGAAUUCGAAACGAAAAUUUGGAUCGAAGAAAGGAAGUUUACGAGCCGGGUUUGACUUUUUUGAUUGACGACGACACGAGCUCUCGCUGGGGGGCUGCUCGCAGUAUGAGAGGCAGUAGCGGAGACGAAUCGGACUCUUCGCGUGGAAUUCCUUCCAACCUAGAAGUGCCUCCGGGACUGCAGGUGAUCCCGCUGAACCACCUUCACAACGGUGGCGGUGGUGGAACGGUGGAUGAACUGGCCCAGCACGAGCGGCUUAAGCAACUACAGAGCGCGGAGCAGUUCCUGCUGCAGAUGGCACGCCUACAGCGUCCACCACCGCCCGAUCUGGACAUUCGCAGCGGUUCGGUAGUGGCGAGCAAACCCAUCCCCAAGGGCACCCAGUAUGGGCCCUUUUUGGGCAAAUUUUUCCGGGAUUCGUUGGACCGACGGGAGUUUAUGGAUAUGAACCUGCGCGGCUGGCUGGAUGCCACGCUCGAAUCGGCCAACUGGUCCCGGAACAUCCGCAGCACCAGCAGCCUGGCGGAAGUGAACGUGCAACAGUACUUUAAGGAUGGUUAUCAAUGGUACGAAGUGAUAUGUGAUAUCAGCCCGGGACAGGAGCUACUGCUGAGGCCACGGGUUCCACCGCCUUCGUCCUCAUCGCACCGGGAACUGGCCGACGACAGUCGGGGAUCCGGUUCCCAGCACAGCGAAGCGUUCGAAGACGAGUACAACACCUCGACGGAUUUCGAUUCUAGUCUCCACCACAAGGAUCAUUUACAUCACAACAAUAACAAUAAUAACAGCAGCGGUAGCAACCAUCAUAACGUCGACCAGAACAGUCGCAACAGUAGCAGCAAUAGUAACAUCAGUGCCGGUGGUGGUGCUGGUGGUGGUGGUAGCGGCGGUCUCGGCGGCGAGCAGGAUCAGAACGCGGACGCCGACGACGACGACGAGGAGGGCAUCGAUGCGCGGUGCGUCGUCUGCGAUCGACAGUGUCACGAUAUCGAUCAACUCGACGAUCAUCUGGUGAUUUCGCACCACUACCCAAAGGACGCCUAUCGGUGCGAGCUCUGCCCGAGGGCGUACUGCUAUCGACCGUCGCUGCUGCGGCACCGGGCCAUCGUUCACGGUGAAAUCCGGCGGUACCCCUGCGAGAAUUGUCCCAAGGUAAGUAACUGUGUCUUUACCGAUCCAUCCAACCUCCAGCGACACAUCCGUACCCACCACGUUGGAGCCCGGAGCCACGCGUGUCCCGAGUGUGGAAAAACUUUCGCAACCUCGUCCGGUCUGAAGCAGCACACCCACAUCCACUCGUCGGUCAAGCCGUUCCAGUGCGAGGUCUGCCUGAAGGCUUACACCCAGUUUUCGAACCUCUGCCGGCACAAGCGCAUGCAUGCCGACUGCCGCAUGCAAAUCAAGUGCAACAAGUGCGGACAAAGUUUCAGCACCGUAACGUCGCUCUCCAAGCACAAGCGAUUCUGUGAUUCGACCUCCGUCGGAGGAGGACCUCUACAUCCCUCAACGGGCCAUCAACAGCAAGCCUCCGGAGUUGGCAGUCUGCCGCACAACAUGGCCACACCUCCGAAUCCGUUUCUCAUGUUCCACGGAAGCCCUUUCUUCCCACCGGGAUUCCGUCCGUAUCCCGGAAUGCCCGGCAUCUUCCCACCAAACCCCGCUCAAGCUCCCCAAUUUCCCUUGUCAUUCUUCCCCAAACCGUCUCCUGUUCCGGUUGAAAUGGACCGCAAGACUCCAUCGCCACGCCACAUGAGCCUGAUGGAGCAGUACGGUCAGCAGACGAUGAAGAUUUCCCCACCCACGGCGGAAGAAGCCACCAACCAUCUGAGACCAUCUCCAGCCCGUCCGAUCCCGGUCAACUUCAACUCGAUCCCAUCGAUGACUUCAACUCCGAUUGCACCAACUGCAACUGCAACGGCUACCAAUACAGCAAUCGCAGCCCAGUUAAACAACAACAAUCACAUCAAAGCGGACACCCUGAACCGUAGCCGGGAGAAUGGUUCCCUGAACAGUAGUCUGGCCUCGCGGGGAAUUCCAUCGGAAGUGCACAGCUCCGAAGACGAACUGCCACCGGGUGGAUCGAUUCGGGUGAAGGACUUUUCCAUCUGCUCUACCGCGUCCUCGUCCGGGUCGUUGGAGAUCAAAGAGGAACGGCAAUCUCCGCUAAUGUUGCUUGGCAAGCGGAGGAAGCCCUCGAUCGAUGUGGUUAAGGAAGAGGAGGAGGAGGAGGAGGAGGAAGAGGAAGAACAGGAGGAGAACGAUAACGAGCAGAAAGAUGAAGGGGAAUCGGAGCUGCCAGUUAAGAUUCCAAAGCUCGAAACCCCAUCGGAACAACCGCUGGAUCUGAGCGUGACCAAGAAGAAGAACGGCACCCGCAGUCCGACACCGAUCGAGGUGACCACACCGACUCCGACUCCAACUCUGACAUUGGAACCCACGCCGGCCAGAAGCGUCUCACCGAAGCCCAUCAGCUCUCCACAAAUGACCGUUCCGGCGAGUCCGUCACCGACGCCCUCGCCACGUCCCACCCCGUCGCCAUCGUCACCGGGUGCCCAGCAGAUCUCCUACCCGCGUCCCAUCUACCCGAUGCUGCUGGAGGCCAUGUACCGUCCAGGAAUACCAAAUUUCCAGCGGCCGCCGUUCAAUUUUUUAGGCUCCCUUGGCCCGAACUUUGACCUACUAAAACGUAACGCCUCGGCCGCCGCGUUUCCCCCGAAGCCCUUCCACGAGGUCAUUAUGGCCGCCGGUGGGCUGACCGGCGGUGGAAAGGUCAAGGACCGCUACUCGUGCAAAUUCUGCGGCAAGAUAUUUCCCCGCUCGGCUAAUCUGACGCGCCACCUACGCACCCACACCGGUGAGCAGCCCUACAAAUGUCGGUACUGUGAACGGUCAUUUAGUAUCUCUAGUAAUUUGCAGCGUCAUGUGCGUAACAUUCACAACAAAGAGCGUCCGUUCAAGUGUCACCUGUGUGAGCGCUGCUUUGGUCAGCAGACGAAUCUCGAUCGGCACCUGAAGAAACAUGAUGCCGACGCGGCCGGACUCGGAAUAGGCCUCGGCGAUUCGCCUUCGUCUAACGAGGCCGAACGGGAGGAUGCCUAUUUCGACGAGAUUCGCUCGUUCAUGGGCAAAGUGACGUACUCGGGAGCAGCAACGGUGGCCGGGUCCCGUGGGCAUCACCAUGGCACCAGUGGUCAUCUGUACACACCGAUCGAUGUGACCACGGUCGAACCGGAACUGGAGGACGGAUCCAGCGAUGUCGAGAGCGACAUGAUCAACAUCGACUCCGACAAAGAACCGAUGAACAACAACGACACGAUAGAGGUUUCCACCUAAGCAGGUGAAAGACGGCGGACAGCGAAGCGAACAAUGUGUAAAUAGAGCUGUUGAUUGGACCAAUAACCGAACGAUUCUGCACGGUCCUAACGAAAAUCCAACGGGAUUUGUAAAUACUUGAGGACCCAUCCAAAAACA
Molecule: messenger RNA, 4510 nt
Organism: Ochlerotatus camptorhynchus
Lineage: Eukaryota; Metazoa; Arthropoda; Insecta; Diptera; Culicidae
Gene: ham
Product: hamlet
Exons: 9
Coding region: 1145-4372 (1075 amino acids)
Biological process (GO): regulation of transcription by RNA polymerase II
Cellular component (GO): chromosome
Molecular function (GO): chromatin insulator sequence binding
Source: RefSeq, a predicted model, not a curated record